AAAACUCUCACUUUUGGGGGUGGAAAGCACCCUCAAUACUAAGGGUUUUAGGGUGGCCUAGCGUGGAGGAAGAGACGGGGUUCGACAUCCGAAUUGGUGCCUUUCCAGCAUCCGGCGCUGCUGCUCCCUGUGUUUGAUGCUUUUAUCUUCUGUUUGAUUUUGCUGUUCCCUUUGCAGCUGCAGAACUGAGCUUGCAGUGGGUCUCACCCGCGAUCGCAGGUUCCGAGGUUUCCAAGAGCUUUUGAUCGAAAUUCCAACCGGCCGAGUGAGGUUUUUGGUAUUUUUUUGUAUUGCAAAGAUUUGAAUUCGAAGCUCACAUGUCACCAUGGGAUCCGGGUUGCUGCGAGGAGGAUUCAAGCUCAAAGGAUUCGGAGCGGAGAUAUCGGCACCGGGAUUGAGGAAGAAUGCUUGCGUAGCUCAAGCACUGCAAUCGCCCGACGCACCGGAGUCCCUGAGUUUCUUUUCAGCAGGCUGUGAAUUGUCGAGAGUGGGGUGCCGGUUCGUGAUUGGGACGCGAUUGGUGCGUCAGGGGGUGAGUAGUGUAGCGAGAAGCGCAUGGGGUGGAGGGUUUGUAGGAAGAACGAGUUUGGAUGAUGGUGGUGGAGGUGAAGUGGAGGAGGAGGAGGAGGAAGCCGAGUGGACAGUGCAGGAUAGUGAUGCGUUGUACCGAUUGCACGGUUGGGGUGCUCCGUAUUUUGCAAUUAACGUCGCCGGGCAUCUGUGUGUUCGGCCCUCCGGUGGCACGGAAGGAAGGGAUGAGGUGGACAUGAUGGCAGUCAUAGAUUCGUUGACGGCACAGCAAUUGCAACUUCCCGUCAUUCUUCGGUUCCCGGAUAUACUUCAUCAUCGCAUGCGUGAGUUGCAAGGCUGCUUUUCCUCUGCAAUUGCCAAAUUUGGCUAUCAGCGGCAUUUUGAAGGAGUGUUUCCUAUUAAAUGCAAUCCUGAGUGCCAUCUCUUGGAUCAAUUUGUUGAAUUCGGUUUCGGCUUGGAGGUGGGAUCGAAACCAGAAUUGCUGAUAGCAUUAUCCAAACUCAGCAGUAGAGAUGGAGCGCUGCUUAUCUGCAAUGGAUACAAGGAUUCAGUAUACGUGGAAAAUGUGGUCCUUGCCACGAGGCUGGGUAUUCGAGCUGUAAUUGUACUUGAACAAAUAGAGGAGCUAGAGGAGGUAGUUGCUUGCAGCCAGCGAUUGGGUAUUCGCCCUAUUAUUGGAGUGCGGGCCAAGCUAAGCACUAAGCAUAAUGGGCACUGGGGAGAAACUUCUGGAGAUAAGGCCAAAUUCGGUCUCACUGUCACACAGAUAGUUUCUGUUGUUUAUCGGCUUAGGCAGGAAGGCAUGCUUGAUUGUCUCAAGCUUCUACAUUUUCAUAUAGGUUCCCAGAUUUCAUCCAUUCUGGUUAUAAAGGAGGCAAUGCGUGAAGCUAGUCACACCUACUGCGAGUUAGCUCGGAUGGGUGCCCCUAUGGGUUACAUUGAUGUUGGAGGAGGGUUGGGUAUCGACUAUGAUGGUUCUAAGGGGCAUUCAAGCGCCUCUGUGAAUUACAAUAUGCAAAAUUACGCAAAUGACGUUGUCGCGGCACUCAUGGAUGCUUGCUUACUGAAAGGUGUAGCUGAACCUGUAAUCGUUUCAGAGAGUGGACGUGCUUUGGCCUCCCAUUCAUCAGUACUGGUCUUUGAUGUGCUUCAUGCUCCUCACCAUACAAAGAAUCCCGCAUCUGCAUUUUUGGACAAUGUUUCUGAGGCUGAAGAUCUGCAUCUAGACUCUUUUAGAAAUGAUUAUGCUAGUAAUCCUCAGUCGCAGGAUGCCGGGGAAUAUUUGCUGUCGACAUUCUAUCAGGUGUGUGCAACUCUUGAGUUGGGCAACAUACAAGAAGCUUUCAAUGAUGCUAAACAGCUAAGGCAGGAAGCUAGUAGUUUGUUCAGACUGGGCUGCCUUAGUUUGGAGCAGCGAGCUCAAGCGGAUGUUUUAUAUGAGAAGGUGUGUCAACAGGUGCUUGGAUUUGGAUCUCGACUUCCUAAAGAGUUCAAGCUGUCCUUUCCAACCCUCUAUACUUGCAAUCUGUCUGUGUUCCGCUCUGCACCAGAUUCAUGGGCUAUAAGUCAGAUAUUUCCCGUGAUGCCUUUGCACCGCUUAAAUGAAAAGCCAACUGUCCAGGCUAUUCUUGCUGAUUUGACCUGUGACAGUGACGGAAAGAUUGAUCGCUUUAUUGGCCCGUCAGGCGAGAUGAGCCGUGCACUGGCCUUGCAUUCCCUUCAAGAAGCAAAGCCUUAUCACCUGGGAUUAUUUCUGGGUGGAGUCUACCAGGAGAUGUUAGGAAGCGCCCACAAUCUAUUUGGAGGUGUAAAUAUUGUGUAUUUGCGAGCAUUGGGGGACGGCGAUUUUGCAAUAGACUUUGUACUACCUGGCCAGACUGCAGGGGAGGUGCUGGGUGGCACUCAUCAUUCUCAUGCAGACUUGCUGAAGGAGUUGGUAACGCAGUCAAGUUCUUCUGUAGCUGCCGGAAAAUUGUCCCAGAAAGAAGCCAGUCUAUUGAUAGCUAAUUACCAGCGCUGCUUAGAUUCUUACACCUACUUUAGCAUGCCAUCAGAUUUCUUAUAUCAUAAAUCCAACUCGGAAUCAACACUUGUGCACACUACUGCGUAGGGAGUAGAUAGAUAACAUGUGACUUCCUUUUUUCAAGGGGAACUCACUUGUGAAAACCUUUGCUCCGAAUGCUGCACUUCAUGGCGAUCAUAAUACAAAUGUUGUUCCAAUGCGGUUGACUCUUUUUUUA
Physcomitrium patens is the source of this 2771-nucleotide messenger RNA. RefSeq lists its product as uncharacterized. Gene Ontology annotation, biological process: L-arginine catabolic process; spermidine biosynthetic process. The record is from RefSeq and is a predicted model, not a curated record. NCBI's taxonomy places the organism in Eukaryota, Viridiplantae, Streptophyta, Bryopsida, Funariales, Funariaceae. Gene Ontology annotation, molecular function: arginine decarboxylase activity.